CAAACCGGGCAUGAGAGGCUAGUUAACGACUGUUCGCCGCGCUCGUAUCACGCACGCCAAAGGUUCUGUUUUCUGUCGUAAUAUUACGCGAUAUAUUACGCGCGGACGCCGCGGGAGCGACACGACGGCCAGCCGGUAUCUCGAAAGAUGGGAGCUUAUCUGUCAGAGCCGAUUACGAAGAAGGAGUCGAGCGACGAAGCGGGAAAAAAUGUUGCGUACGGCGCGAGCUCGAUGCAGGGCUGGCGAAUAAGUCAGGAGGAUGCGCACAAUUGUUGCAUAGAUUUUGAUGACAAUUGUUCACUGUUUGCCGUAUACGAUGGUCAUGGAGGACACGAGGUGGCGACGUAUUGUGCACGUUAUCUUCCUGACUUUAUUAAAGAGACGGAAGCUUACAAAAAAGGGGAUAUCAGACAAGCUCUAAUAGAUGCUUUCUUGGGUUUUGAUGCUACUCUUACAAAACCUGAGGUGGUCAAAAUUCUUCAUGAACUUGCAGAAGCGUCAACAACGGAGAAGAAAGAAGGUGAUAAUGAAUCUGAUGAAGAAGAGAAUGUUAGUAAUCUGUGUAUGGAGGCAACAAUGCCAUUGGAGCAAGUAAUGGCAAAAUAUAAGUCAGAGAUGUUGAAUACUCAUAUAAAAAGCUUGAAAGGUGAGAAGUGCGGUAAGCGCGCAUUUGCGAGUCCUUUCCUGCGAGGUCGAAGAGAACGAGAGAAAGCGACCUGUUCAUCCCUUGGCGCGGGAUGUUCAUCGACGCCAUCUCCACCAUCGUCAUCCUCGUCGUCUAUGACUGCCUGGAAUACCAACGAAACAGAUGUUAGUAGUUCCAGUCAACCAUGUGGAUCAACUCUGUCUAGUACAGUGGAGCGAAAAGAAUCCGAAUGUCCAGGAAACGAAGCCGAACAAGUGCUGGAUUCGACAACGAGCAACGGUAAUGCUGCUCAUGUGUCACCACCAGUGGGAUCUACUGCGGAUGUAGAACCUGCCAAAUCUAUGGAUAUGCCCGACAGUUCGGAGGACGUGAAAGAGAAAGUUUCGAGUCCUGGCAAGACGCCGCCAUGUGCAGAGUCUAAUGCAAACGAAGUGGAAGUUAAUGGCGCGAAAUUGAAAAGGGUCGGAGAUGCGGACAGCAGUAAGGGCGGAGGGGACAAUGUAUCCAGCAGUUCCUGUACUCCUGUGGAAAAUGGAGAUGCAGGUCAACAAGAACGAAUAACUAGCAGUGGUCGAAGAAGAGUUCAACCUGUGGAUCUUUACCAAAGCUUACUGAAAAAGGACAGUGAUGAUUCCGAAGAAGACGAGGACGAUGAUGAAAAUGAUGAGACGUUCGAUGGUAUCCCUGAAAGUGAUGAGGAUGAUACAGAAGAUAUUGACGAGGACGAAACCGAUGAUGAUGAGGAAAUCGAAGAAGAAGAUAUAGAUGAUUCUGACGAGGAUCGUGAUAUUAUGAUAAACCUAGAAAAGCCUGGUUCGGAUAGUGGAUGCACGGCGGUAGUAGCGAUACUCAAAGGAAACGAGUUGUAUGUAGCCAAUGCUGGAGACUCUCGAUGUGUUUUAUGCAGAGACGGCCAGGCUGUCGAGCUUAGUUUGGAUCAUAAACCUGAGGACGCACCGGAAAUGGAACGUAUAGUAAAAGCAGGUGGAGAGGUGACGGGCGACGGCAGAGUGAACGGCGGUCUCAAUCUUUCGAGAGCGCUUGGCGAUCACGCGUAUAAGCAAAAUAUGGUAUUACCAGCUGAGGAACAAAUGAUUUCCGCUUUGCCGGACGUAAGGCAUAUUACGAUUGAACCGGGAAGAGACGAGUUUAUGGUGCUCGCGUGCGAUGGUAUAUGGAACUUUAUGACCAGUCAAAACGUUGUCCAGUUCGUCCGCACCCGUUUAUCGCAAAAUUACGAGAACAUUUCAAAAAUUUGCGAAGAGCUAUUUGAUCAUUGCCUUGCACCGGAUACUCUUGGUGACGGAACGGGUUGCGAUAAUAUGACUGCUGUAAUAGUUAAGUUUACAUUACCGGCGACCGCAACUGUUAAAAGUAACACCGUUGCCGAGGCAUGCGUUUCAAAGAAGCGAUCGAUCUCACCAACUAUUGAGGAAAAUAACGAGUGUAUUGCGGAAGAGAACACAGUAAACUCUUGUAAACGCGCCAAGACCGAGGCAGCUAUGUAAAUCAAGAGUCACCAUGUGUCAUGAACUGAUCUCCGGAAGCGGACAAAUUAUGUGAGUUAUUGUAAAAUUAUGUAACACUUUGUAUUACUAUGUAAAGUUGAAACGGCGGGUUAUGCAGUAAUAAGCACAUGAAAUAGUGCAAGGUGUGUUAAUGUGUUGAUUGCUGCUGACAGACUGCUCCAUUGGAGCAUGUGGGAAUGAUAUAGUGUCGUUUUUUUAGUGGACACAUAUGAGUCAUUUUUGAUUACGAUAAAAUAAAUCACAUAUAAGUCAUUUUUGAUUACAAUAAAAUAAAUCAUUACACAGAGUAUUUCAGUUUUUCUCUCAAGAUCGUGUUUUGCGCAUAUAUUUAUUUAAUAUACUACUAAUGUUGUCCGAUAGACUCUGAGCUUUCUAAAUAUGAGAAAGCUUAUAUGCGCAAAGAUUUAAAGGUUCUUUUUUUUAUUGUUUACGAAACUUGUAAAAAUUGGAAUUUGAAAGUUGCUUUAAGAUUUAAAAGGUAAAAAAGAAUUGUACGAUGUAAUGCAAUUCCAUAUCUUUUUUAAAAUGUUCGGAUGAUAUGAUGCGCAGUAAACAUUUUGACUGAUCAUAAAUUAUAUUCCAUAUUCUGAGAUCUGAUCUUGCAUUUUAUAGUUGACAAGUAAUUCAACACAUACGGGCUAAUAUUUUUAUUGUGUCGUGUAUAGAAAAUGCUCUAAUAAUAGAAAACAUAAUCUUGAUAGAAUUCACACCAAAAUCUCGUUCAUUUCUUCACACGCAUUUACUGAUAAAAGUAUGAAAGAUAUAAAUAAUAAUAUAUAUUCUUAAUUCGUAAAAAAAUAUGUAAUACAAUUACAUUCUCUCUCUCUGGAUGUCUUAUAAGAUUUGCUACAAAUCUCUUGUAACUCAUUAUUAUAUAAAUUGUAGUUGCUUUUAAUAUAAUUUCAAUCCUUUCAUUUAUUAACUGAAUACAUCUAUUAAUUGUUAUUAUUUCAUAUAAAUGAUGCAAUGAUACUGAUGAAAAUUUGUGGAAAGUAAUUAGGUUCCAUAUAAGUUUUUCUCUUUUUCUUUUCUGACAUAUCUUAAUACAAUUCUUAUUACUAUAUAAUUCUAUAUCCUAUUAUAUAUAAUCCAUUACAUUCUUACUUUCUUUGUGUCCAAUAAGUAUAUAACAUGAAUUAUAAAAGUAUAUAACACAUGUAUUAUAAAGGUAUUAUUUUUCAAAAUAUAUUCAAUACUUUUUAUUUUCAAUGGAGAAAUAAAAACACACACUUUAAAUAAGUUUAUUAUACAUUAAAUUAAUAAAAGAAUUAAAUUUAUUUGUAUCAUUGCAAUAUUUAUUUCAAACUGUAGUUUUCUUUGAUUAUUAUAAUAUCCUAUGUUUAUAAAUUAACAAUAUAUUUGAGUUCAAUAAUCAUCAUUCACAUUUGUGUUUGAUAAUCAGAUACAAAAAUUUUCCAUAUAUCAUCCCAUCUGCUCCAACUGCACUUACAAAGUAUAUUCCUUAAGUUUUUAGGGAUUAGACAUACAUAGUAUAAAUGUAUAUAUUUAUAAAUGUAGACUAUAUAAAACUUCUAUUUGUAAGUCAAUACAUUAUCUCUUUAUUUUUACGAAAUAGAAUUUAUUUUUGAAUCCUUGGGUAUAUAGUGGUUGAAUGGAUGGGUGUACGAAUAGCCUUAAGAUGUUUAAACUUAACUAUUAUAUAAUUAAGGCAAUUGCGUAUAACGCGUUACCAAUUUGUGAUCUUGUAUUAAUGAUAAUGUUAAAGAAAUACAAAAAAGAUGUACUCGCGUUAAACUACGUCAAGUGCUGUGUAUUUUAGAACGAUCUAAAUUCGGAAAUUCGCGUAUGUCAAAAGUGUGUUUUUUGUAAAUUUAUACAGCAUUGUAUAGAUGUAUUGUAGAGCUUUCUGAAAAUGGUAAAGGCGUUUGUAUUAUGCAAAGGAUUGCAAUUGCAGAAGUGGUAAUUUGAUAAACGCAUUAUAGUUGUGUAAAAAAAAAUUAUGAUAAAUUUAAAACAAUUAUCACAAUAUUUGUAGUACUUUGAUAAAUACAAAGUACCUGUAACAUCAUCAUAACUACAAAAUUCUUUCUGAUAAAAGCGAAAUGUUUGUAGUAUUAUAAUAAGUGCAAAAUACUUAUAGUAUUCUGACACAAAAUAGAAGGCAGAACAUAUGUCUGGGAGCAAAUGUAUCUCUUGUAUAGAUAUUGAAAAUAAUGGGGGAUUCGAUAAUUUAUUGAAAAGAAAAUCAAUACAUUAACUUCAAAAAUAAUUAAAUGAGAAUUGUGAAUUUUUGCUCUUAGAUAUAUUUAAAUAUGCCUACAUCACGCUCCUCCAUCCAAUAUUUACCCAACAUGAAUACGAAUAGAUUGAUGAAGCGCAUGUUAAGCACGGACAUAAUGUCUUUGUAAAAUUCCUCAGAAAAUUGCAAUUUUAUUCGAAUUAGAAGCUAAACUAUCUGACAUGCGCAUUUGUCGCAACACUCGUCGCAUGCUUUCAAAUUUUAUCGAAGCUUGCGUUACACGAUUAAUAUACAUUAAUCAUAAAUAGACAAUAUUAUUUAGACAAAUUAAAAACCUAUUGUCGCUCAGUAUCUUUUUUUGUUUUUACGUACUAAGAUUUUCACGUUUUAUAGAGGUUCAUGAUUCGAUCGCAGGAAGGAACAUUUCUGUGUUUUCACUUUGUAGAAAUUCAUAUAAAGUUACAUUAAAAUUCUAAGAGAUGAAUAUAGAAGGUAGAAAUGUUAAAAUAAUAAGUCGGCCCAGUGACAUCUUUGCGAUAUCUGAUAUUUUCCACCAAUAUAUAUUCUUCUGUCGAUGCUCAUGUGUAAUCGCGAUUGUUAGUGUAGACAGUAGUUUUAUCGAAGAAAUAUUAUUUAUAGUUAAAUGCAGAAGCAAUCACGAUACUCUCAUGUAAACACCGUUUGCAAGGUGAUCAGUAGCGUAUCGAUAUUAGACGUGCGGUACUUCUAGUGUCAUCCAGAAAGAACUGAUGUGCCUUUCCAAUUCAGGGGUUGACAACCUCCGCAACAUGUGUAUGUACAUUCGAUUCCGUCUCAAGAAGAAAGGUUUGCACCCUAAAUACUGUCUUUAACUGCAAACUCCAUCAUAUAUACACAUUUAUGUAUAAUAAUACCUUGUUUCAUAAUACAUGUCACACUCGAA
Molecule: messenger RNA, 5297 nt
Organism: Cataglyphis hispanica
Lineage: Eukaryota; Metazoa; Arthropoda; Insecta; Hymenoptera; Formicidae
Product: probable protein phosphatase CG10417
Exons: 6
Coding region: 148-2154 (668 amino acids)
Biological process (GO): protein dephosphorylation
Molecular function (GO): protein serine/threonine phosphatase activity; cation binding
Source: RefSeq, a predicted model, not a curated record